Messenger RNA from Struthio camelus australis, 3105 nucleotides. The record is from RefSeq and is a predicted model, not a curated record. NCBI's taxonomy places the organism in Eukaryota, Metazoa, Chordata, Aves, Struthioniformes, Struthionidae.
AGACCUUGAUGGACUCUACAACAGCAACGGCAGAGCUGGGCUGGACGGUACAUCCUCCCUCAGGGUGGGAAGAGGUGAGUGGAUAUGACGAGAACAUGAACACAAUUCGCACCUACCAGGUGUGCAACGUCUUUGAAUCCAGCCAGAACAACUGGCUCCGGACCAAGUACAUCCGGAGGCGGGGUGCCCACCGCAUCCAUGUGGAGAUGAAAUUUUCUGUUCGGGACUGCAGCAGUAUCCCUAAUGUUCCAGGCUCAUGUAAGGAGACUUUUAAUCUCUACUACUAUGAGUCAGACUUUGACUCGGCCACCAAGACUUUUCCCAACUGGAUGGAGAAUCCUUGGAUGAAGGUAGACACGAUUGCUGCCGAUGAGAGCUUCUCGCAGGUGGACCUAGGUGGCCGGGUGAUGAAGAUCAACACUGAGGUGCGCAGCUUUGGGCCUGUCUCUAAGAAUGGUUUCUACCUGGCCUUCCAGGACUAUGGAGGCUGCAUGUCCUUGAUUGCGGUCCGUGUCUUCUACCGCAAGUGUCCCCGCGUGAUCCAAAAUGGGGCUGUUUUCCAAGAGACCCUCUCAGGAGCGGAGAGCACUUCGCUGGUGGCGGCGCGAGGGACGUGCAUCACCAAUGCAGAGGAAGUGGAUGUGCCCAUCAAGCUGUACUGCAAUGGGGAUGGCGAGUGGCUAGUGCCUAUUGGCCGCUGUAUGUGCAGGGCAGGUUAUGAAUCAGUGGAGAAUGGGACCGUCUGCAGAGGCUGCCCAUCAGGGACGUUCAAGGCCAGCCAAGGGGACGAAGGAUGUGUUCACUGCCCAAUUAACAGCCGGACGACUUCGGAAGGGGCCACUAACUGCGUGUGCCGAAACGGAUAUUACCGGGCAGAUGCUGAUCCUGUCGACAUGCCAUGCACCACCAUCCCGUCUGCCCCUCAGGCUGUGAUCUCCAGUGUGAAUGAAACCUCCCUAAUGCUGGAGUGGACCCCGCCGCGGGACUCCGGAGGCCGGGAGGAUCUGGUGUACAACAUCAUCUGCAAGAGCUGUGGCUCUGGCCGUGGGGCAUGCACACGCUGUGGGGACAACGUGCAGUUCGCCCCACGCCAGCUGGGCCUGACAGAGCCUCGCAUCUACAUAAGUGACCUGCUCGCCCACACACAGUACACCUUUGAGAUCCAGGCUGUGAAUGGAGUCACCGACCAGAGCCCCUUCUCUCCACAGUUUGCCUCAGUUAAUAUCACGACCAACCAAGCUGCUCCUUCUGCUGUGUCCAUCAUGCAUCAGGUGAGCCGCACUGUGGACAGCAUUACCCUCUCGUGGUCUCAGCCUGACCAACCCAACGGCGUCAUCCUGGAUUAUGAGCUGCAAUAUUAUGAGAAGGAUCUGAGUGAAUUAAAUUCAACAACAGUGAAGAGCCCCACCAACACUGUGACAGUGCAAAACCUCAAAGCUGGCACCAUCUACGUCUUCCAAGUGCGGGCACGUACUGUAGCUGGGUACGGCCGGUAUAGUGGCAAGAUGUAUUUCCAGACCAUGACUGAAGCUGAAUACCAGACCAGUGUCCAGGAGAAGCUGCCACUCAUCAUUGGCUCCUCCGCGGCAGGACUGGUGUUCCUCAUUGCUGUGGUCGUCAUUGUUAUUGUGUGCAACAGAAGACGGGGCUUUGAGCGUGCUGACUCUGAGUACACCGACAAGCUGCAGCACUAUACCAGUGGCCACAUGACUCCAGGGAUGAAGAUUUAUAUUGACCCCUUCACCUACGAAGAUCCAAAUGAGGCUGUCAGGGAAUUUGCAAAAGAAAUCGAUAUCUCUUGUGUCAAAAUCGAGCAGGUGAUUGGGGCAGGGGAGUUUGGUGAGGUGUGCAGUGGGCAUCUUAAGCUUCCUGGCAAGAGAGAGAUCUUUGUGGCCAUCAAGACCCUGAAGUCUGGUUACACGGAGAAGCAGAGACGAGACUUUCUAAGUGAAGCAAGCAUUAUGGGGCAAUUCGACCACCCCAACGUCAUCCACCUGGAGGGAGUGGUGACCAAGAGUUCUCCAGUCAUGAUUAUCACUGAAUUCAUGGAGAAUGGCUCAUUGGACUCCUUCCUACGGCAAAAUGACGGGCAAUUCACUGUGAUCCAGCUGGUGGGCAUGUUGCGGGGCAUCGCGGCAGGCAUGAAGUACCUGGCCGAUAUGAACUAUGUGCACCGGGACCUGGCCGCCCGCAACAUCCUGGUGAACAGCAACCUGGUCUGCAAAGUGUCUGACUUCGGCCUCUCCCGUUUUCUGGAGGAUGACACCUCUGAUCCCACCUACACCAGUGCACUGGGUGGGAAGAUCCCAAUACGGUGGACAGCACCUGAGGCAAUUCAAUAUCGAAAAUUCACAUCAGCCAGUGAUGUGUGGAGCUACGGGAUAGUCAUGUGGGAGGUGAUGUCAUAUGGCGAGCGGCCUUACUGGGAUAUGACCAAUCAAGAUGUGAUAAAUGCGAUUGAGCAGGACUAUCGACUGCCACCCCCUAUGGAUUGUCCAAAUGCCCUGCACCAGCUAAUGCUUGACUGUUGGCAGAAGGACCGAAACCACAGACCCAAAUUUGGGCAAAUUGUCAACACCUUAGAUAAAAUGAUCCGAAACCCCAAUAGCCUGAAAGCCAUGGCACCUCUCUCCUCUGGGAUCAACCUCCCUCUACUUGACCGCACAAUCCCAGAUUAUACCAGCUUCAACACUGUGGAUGAAUGGCUGGAUGCCAUCAAGAUGAGCCAGUACAAGGAGAGCUUUGCCAGUGCUGGCUUCACCACCUUUGACAUAGUAUCUCAGAUGACUGUAGAGGACAUUCUGCGAGUUGGGGUCACUUUAGCAGGACAUCAGAAGAAAAUUCUGAACAGUAUCCAGGUGAUGAGAGCACAGAUGAACCAAAUCCAGUCUGUGGAGGUUUGAAAGCUACACGACCUCAUACUCCUCUUCCUCAAGGCCCUGCUCCCCUUUGCCCCUGUAUGUCCAAGCUCCAGUGCUUGAGUGUUCUGCAUGGACCAGAGACAGGCAGCUGCUCUGAGGAUCAUGGCAACAGGAAGAAUUGUCCUAUCAUCAAUAAUGAGAAGUCGCUAAGAGCUUCUAGAAUUUAAGCAAUGGAAAAAGGGAA